UGCGGGCCGGGUUCCGGGGUCAUUGCGGACGGUCGUGCGCCAUUUUUCCUUCCUUCACUUGGCUCGUCGGGUUCCUUCGUGGGCUGACGACCGAUCCGUCAGAACCCUAACCUCGCAAAUCUUGGGGAGAAAUUGUCCUCGCGCCUGUCUUCCUAUUGUGAUUGUUCUUCCAAUCUGAUCUCAACCUCAAAAGCCGUUCGCUUAAAUUGGGAUUGAGCUUCUUGUCUCUGGAGGCCUGUGAUGGCGAAAGGUGACGAUGCAUCGGCGAUGGAGGUUGACGACGGGAAGCCAUCUCACACGAAUCCCAAGUUUUCUGUCAAUGUUCUGCAGCUUGUGAAGUCUGCUCAAAUGCAGCACGGUUUGAGGCAUGGGGACUAUACGCGGUACCGCCGAUAUUGCAGCGCAAGGUUGAGAAGAUUGUAUAAGUCAUUGAAGUUCACGCACGGGCGUGGGAAGUACAUAAAGAAGGCGAUUACAGAGACCACUGUCACUGAAGUGCGGUAUCUCCAUGUGGUUCUUUAUAUGGCAGAAAGGGCUUGGAGUCAUGCUAUGGAGAAAAGGCAGGUAGCAGAUGGACCUAAUGCUCGUCAACGCAUGCACUUGAUUGGGAGGCUAAGGAAGGCAGUGAAAUGGGCUAACCUUUUUGCACAGCUUUGUUCUGUAAAAGGAGAUUCCAGAACUUCAUUAGAAGCUGAAGCAUAUGCCUCUUACAUGAAGGGGACUCUUCUGUUUGAACAAGAGCAGAACUGGGAUGCUGCAUUGACAAAUUUUAGGAGUGCCAGGGCUGUCUAUGAACAACUUGGUAAAUAUGGAGACAUAGACAAUCAAAUACUGUGUCGUGAGCGUGUUGAAGAGUUGGAGCCUAGCAUCAGGUAUUGCUUACAUAAAGUUGGUGAAUCAAGCUUGCAGACCUCUGAACUUCUAGACCUGGGAAAGAUGGAAGGGCCUGCGUUUGAUCAAUUCCAAGCUAAACUUGAGGCUGUAAUGGCUGAAGCAAGAUCUCAACAAGCUGCAUCCAUGACAGAAUUCUCAUGGCUGGGUCAUAGAUUUCCAGUCGCUAAUGCAAAGACGAGAGUGGCACUUCUCAAAGCUCAGGAGCUGGAGAAAGAUUUGCACGGUCCAUCAUCAGAAGCACUCCCUGCUGAGAAAAGGAUUUCCUUGUUCGAUAAAAUCUUUGCUGCAUAUCAUGACGCCAGGCGCUGUAUACGCAAUGAUUUGGUUACUGCAGGAAAUGCAGAAAAUGUUAAGGAUGAUCUUAAUGGCCUUGACAAGGCUGUCAGCGCCGUCCUAGUGCAACGUACAAUUGAACGUAAUCAGUUGCUUGUUACGAUUGCUAAAAGUAAACUUAGCAGAAAUCCUGAUGACAAGGGUGAAAAACGCACAAAACCUGAAGAACUUGUUCGUCUAUAUGACUUGUUAAUCCAGAAUACAACAGAUUUGACAGAUUUAGUUAGUUCAGGAAGAGAAAGAAAAGCAGAAGAGGUGGCAUUUGCCGAAGAAUAUGAGCUCAAGAGUUCAGUUUAUCAGGCAGAAAGGUGCUUCUAUUUGGCUAAGUCUUAUAGUUCAGCUGGAAAAAGGGCAGAAGCAUAUGCUUUAUACUGUCACGCUCGCUUGCUUGUUGAUGUUGUUCUCAAGAGAUUGCAAUUGGUUGCAGAUCCUGAUAAGUUGAUACAGGAGUUGAAGGUACUGGCCGACAAUUGUAGGUCUAGCAGCUAUAUAGAGCAUGCGACGGGCAUCUUGGAGGAGGAGAAUGCCAAAGAAAGUAUAUCUAAAGGAGUAUCAACAAUCUCGCUUUCUGGUGCUGGAAAGAAGCCGGAAAAAUAUCUCCUUGAAAUGCUCGAGGCCUACGAGUCUGCGGUUGGUGAUUCCCACACAAAAGGAGUUCCACGUAUUGCAAUGUUUCCACCGGCUUUCCAGUCAGUGCCUUGCAACCCUAUUGUCAUGGACAUCGCUUACUACUCUAUUGAAUUCCCUUCGCUAGAGGCAAGAGUAAAAAAGGACAAGAAGAGUAUCUUCAGCAGAUUCUGGGGUUGAAGAUUUCCAAAAUUAAUGUGCUGCACUGUUCUCUUUUCAUGGAAUUUUUACUGAUCCACGUAUUCUGUUUCAUUUACGUUUUGCCAAAAAAUUUUGUCAUUCAUUUCAUCUCCUUAACCUUAUCUUCCAUCUGUGUCUUUUAGUUGGACGUAUACUGGACAGCGACAUGCUCAGCGGCAUGGCAUUAUUUGUUUGUUUUGUUUUGUUUUUUUUUUUCCUGGAACGUCAAUCCUGGCUUCUGAGAGAGUCCCGAAGUUUGUAAGUUCCAGCUAACCUGAACCCAUCCUUUUUCAUUUUGGCGAAGGUGAAUCUGUAAUUUCUCCUUAGCGAAUUAUUGAACGUUCAAGGUAAAACCAAUUCUUUUGAAUGGUAAAUCUCAGAGCAAGUUAUUUGA
Nymphaea colorata (pocket water lily) is the source of this 2428-nucleotide messenger RNA. RefSeq lists its product as uncharacterized. Gene Ontology annotation, molecular function: 7S RNA binding; endoplasmic reticulum signal sequence receptor activity; signal recognition particle binding. Gene Ontology annotation, biological process: SRP-dependent cotranslational protein targeting to membrane. The record is from RefSeq and is a predicted model, not a curated record. Bases 241 to 2034 code for a protein of 597 amino acids. NCBI's taxonomy places the organism in Eukaryota, Viridiplantae, Streptophyta, Magnoliopsida, Nymphaeales, Nymphaeaceae. The transcript is spliced from 13 exons. Gene Ontology annotation, cellular component: signal recognition particle, endoplasmic reticulum targeting.